AUGGUGCCGGUACUGCGCUGUGCAGCUUGUCCGUCGCGAUUGGGGAGUGUACUUGCUCGCCGGCAGAGUUUCAUCGAGAUAUCAAAUUACUUUCGAGGCCGGGUAGCUUCACAGCCAUCACACCUGAAAUGCACUCUCCAGGGGGUCAGCCGGUUUUAUUCUACUGGCAAUGCAACCAAGACCGAGAGCCUCUUAGAGCAGUACUCAAAGACAAUUGAUUUUCCGCCCGCGUCUAUCACGUUUAGGGACCUAUAUAAAGAACAGAACAAUGGACGAUCGAUCACAAUUCACGGUUAUAUUGGCAAGCGGAAGAAGAUUGGCAAGAAUAUGACAUUUGCCCGGUUGACCGAUCCUACCAUAUCCCAGAGUGUCCAAAUUGUGGUAUCAAACCCCCAGGCUCUAGAUGAUUUGAAGUCAAUUGAGCCGAAUAGCCCGGUCGUCGUCCGCGGAAUAGUGAAACCAAAGGAAAACCAAGCUCAAAGGCAUGAAUUUGACGAACAAAAUGGGCUUGACAGCGUGGAGGUCGAGUUACAGGAUGUGCGAUGUUUAAACGAGUUUCCAAGGGACAUCAUUAUCACUCCCGACACAGUGUUCCCACCAAAUAAAAGGCAUUUGCAGAUACGCAAUGAUGCUUCUCUUCGUCAAUCCUUGGCCUUCAGGGCAAACGCAAACGCAGCGUUACGUCGAGCCCUUGAAGAAUGUGAACCACCGUUCUUAGAGGUCGAGACCCCGAUUUUGUUCAAGUCUACCCCUGAAGGUGCGAGGGAGUUCUUGCUUGACAUGGAGAUGUCGUUUGCAACGGCGGAAGAUGUUAUGGCUACCACAGAAGCUUUGGUCAAGAAACUGUGGGCCUCUAUUAUGCCAGAGCCUCUUGGGCCGGAACCGUUCUCGCGCAUGUCAUAUUACGAGGCCAUGGGUUUAUAUGGUAGUGACAAGCCGGAUACCCGCUUUGACAUGAAGCUUCGCCGGGUUGAUCAAUCUCUACCUCCAGAUUUCAUAGGCAAGAUCGGUUCUUUAGACUCCCCUGCUGUUGAAGCUUUUCUUGUCAGAGGAAACGGCUGUCCCAAGGAAACCAUGAGAGUUUUACAAGGCUUCAUGAACACCCCAGAGGCAAAGCCUUUCUUAGACAACCCCGACGGGGCUCCAGGGACCUUUGUCAUUGACUCCUCGAAACCGAUGACUGGAUUAUCUGCCGCUGGGUUUGAAGCUGCAUGGGGUCUAGAAACGCUAUUUGAACCAGAGCACGGUGACUUGCUCUUUUUCCAAUGUCGGAAAGAUGAACCCUUCAGCGGAGGAUCAAUCAAAGCUGGUGAGCUACGCCUAGCCGUCCACCAGUAUCUGGUUGAAAAGGGAUUUUACAGCCCCCCAGUCGGGUUCAACUUCCACUGGGUUACCGGAUUCCCGCUCUUCUCCCCUUCGGUCGAGACCGAGCCAGGCCAAGGUGGCACCGCUGGGAUAGCCUCGACACACCAUCCCUUCACCGCACCUCGAACAGCUGAGGAUGCUGCGCUUCUAUUAACGGAUCCGACCAAGGCGAUCGCCGAUCAUUACGAUUUAGUCGUGAAUGGCGUUGAGCUUGGCGGUGGAAGUCGGAGAAUCCACUCGGCAGCUGUCCAGGAGUUCAUCCUCCGGGAUAUCUUAAAGGUUCCGCCUUCCCGCCUCCAGAGCUUUUCCCACCUACUCGAAUGCCUCAGGGCUGGUUGUCCCCCCCAUGCGGGCAUUGCACUUGGUUUUGACAGGCUGAUAGCCGUCAUGCGAGGCACUCAAAGUGUACGCAAUGUGAUCGCCUUUCCGAAAGGCAACAAGGGUGAGGACCCAAUGGUAAAGACUCCCAGCCCAAUGACCGAGGACUCACUACAAACUUACCAUCUACAACUGCGCCAAGGUGGCCAGAGUUGA
Messenger RNA from Nannizzia gypsea CBS 118893, 1899 nucleotides. RefSeq names its product aspartyl-tRNA synthetase. Gene Ontology annotation, cellular component: mitochondrion; cytoplasm. The coding region runs from base 1 to 1899 and encodes 632 amino acids. The transcript is spliced from 3 exons. Gene Ontology annotation, molecular function: ATP binding; aspartate-tRNA ligase activity; nucleic acid binding. Gene Ontology annotation, biological process: aspartyl-tRNA aminoacylation. Lineage: Eukaryota; Fungi; Ascomycota; Eurotiomycetes; Onygenales; Arthrodermataceae. The record is from RefSeq and is a predicted model, not a curated record.